AUGAGAAGCGCACAAAUGGCUCAAAAAGCGCAGUUGGCACCUCAAUUAGCGGCUGCUGCACCAGUUCCUAUGGACCCUUAUCAGCAAUAUCUUCAAUAUCAAAUGUACCAACAAAUGGAGAUGCCGCCUCAAGCAGCAGCACCCUACUCUCCAUUUGGCGUAUAUGGUCCAAUAUAUAGAGGUCAAGGUCCUGUCGCAGCCCCACCUUUCCAAGCGGUCCGUGCUGCACCGAUACAGUACCACCCAAUGGCCUACUAUCAUCACCCUCAAUCCGUUCAACCCCCAAUUCGUAAAAAAUCGGCAAUGACCUAA
Messenger RNA from Caenorhabditis briggsae, 312 nucleotides. The transcript has 2 exons. The record is from RefSeq and is a predicted model, not a curated record. The coding region runs from base 1 to 312 and encodes 103 amino acids. Lineage: Eukaryota; Metazoa; Nematoda; Chromadorea; Rhabditida; Rhabditidae.